AUGCGCCCAGCCUCGGAACCUCAGAGGCUCCUAGUCUUUUGCGAUGGCACCUGGUGCGGACCGGAGACAGACACACGCACAAAUAUACAGAUACUUGCAGGAUUGACAGGCAUUGACAUGAAGAAUCCAAGGGGAUCGCGAGAACUGGAAGACCCGGCUCGAAAACUCCGAGCAAAAUACUUCAAUGGCAUCGGUCUCGGUAGUACCUUCUUCGCGUACCUCUUCAAUGGUGCCACCGCCAACGACAUAGGAACCACUUGCGUCGAGAUAUAUCAAUACAUUGCACAACAUUACCGUGAAGGGACUGAAGUGUGGGUUUUCGGGCUGAGCAGAGGUGCCUACACAGUACGUUGUGUGGUGGGCAUGAUCAACAACUGCGGCAUUGUCAAGAAUCCAUCACGCGACCUCUGUGAUCAGGUCUAUCGCAUUUACUCUUCGCCAUAUGAUGCCGACAAACCUUCUUCAGCUCAGAGUAAAGAGUUCAGAGAGAAAGCCAGUUGGAACGUUGCGACACCAGUCAAGUUCAUGGGUUUAUUGGAUACUGUCGGUAGCAUCGGCAUUCCAUCCCUGGACGCUGGUAACGGACCUUCCUACCCUACACUAUGGGAUCAAGUCGUCUCGAGCAGUGUCGACAAAGUCUAUCACGCCUGCUGUCUUCACGAUCGCCUUUCGUUGUUCCAGCCAUGUCUCACAAAGCGUGACAGAGAUAACAGCAAGGCUACGCCCACGAUACAUGAGACAUGGUUUCCAGGCUGUCACUACGAUGUCGGACGUCAGCGCUUCAAGUUCUUACGCCGCAGAGCCGUCGACCCGCUGGAGAGACUUCUCUCUGUGAUCCCGAACUUGCUCUCCGGCACACUCGAGCCCAAUGAUGUACUCGCGGAUGUAGUUCUACGUUGGAUGUUGCAGGCCAUCAACACUGAGAUGCCGACACAAACAGCAAUUCGCGACAUUGAAACACACAUCGAGAGACUUGAGCUUCGAAUUAAAUCUGGUGCUGACAGCAUCGGCUCUGGCGAUGUCUAUUCACCGCAAAAAUCUCUCCUCUACGCUCCCUUUGGCAGGAUCAUCUCGCUUCUGCCUCAACCGCGCGUGGUCUAUGAUGCUAUUGCUGUACUCAUGGCUCUACGCGAUCGUCGCAUUCCGGAUGAGAGUGCACACGUAUUUCCGUUUGAGGAAAGCUUCGAGGGUGGUAAGAGGAGCAUUGAAGAGUUGGGCAAAGUGACGAAAGAGAGAUACCCUAGUCGAACUUAUGAGAGUUGGCAAGCUUGGAGUGCAUACUUCCCACAAAAGGAUGAUCCAGCAUUCAACAAUGGCGAUUUCCAGGGAAAUGGAAAGACUGCACGUGUUGAUGAGGAACAAUUGGGCGAGAGUGAGCAGUGA
Molecule: messenger RNA, 1383 nt
Organism: Aureobasidium subglaciale EXF-2481
Lineage: Eukaryota; Fungi; Ascomycota; Dothideomycetes; Dothideales; Saccotheciaceae
Exons: 1
Coding region: 1-1383 (460 amino acids)
Source: RefSeq, a predicted model, not a curated record